UUAAAGUGAUUUACAAAGUAAAACAACCCUAAAACGCGCAUCAAUUUUUGCAGAUAGCUAGAGUAGAAGGAAUAUGUGAGGUAGGUAUAUACACGCAUGCCAUAAUAUAUCCAUCUGCUUCCGUGACUUGAGUUAAUACGUACUAUCGUUAUCCUCUUCACAUGCAUGUUUAGUCAUGCUAAUCCCCCACCACCCACUGUGUAAUUAAUGGCGUGUUGAAUCGCCUAUAAAACGCCCUCCAAGCCAACCAUCCGAUCCUAUCCUCACACACAGCCAACUGGUAGCCAAGUGGAGUGUAGUAUAGCAACCAGCUGACCAGAGCAGCAUCAGCAGCCAUGUCGGAGGAGAAGCACCACCACUUCUUCCACCACCACAAGAAGGACGGCGAGGAGCAGCCCACCGGCGAGUACGGGUACUCCGAGACGGUGGCCGCCGAGGUGGUGACCACCGGCGAGGACGAGUACGAGAAGUACAAGAAGGAGGAGAAGGAGCACAAGCACAAGCAGCACCUCGGCGAGGCCGGCGCCAUCGCCGCCGGCGCCUUCGCACUUUACGAGAAGCACGAGGCGAAGAAGGACCCCGAGCACGCGCACAGGCACAAGAUCACGGAGGAGGUCGCGGCGGCGGCGGCGGUGGGCGCCGGCGGCUACGCCUUCCACGAGCACCACGAGAAGAAGAAGGACCACAAGGACGCCGACGAGGCCAGCGGCGAGAAGAAGCACCACCACCUCUUCGGCUGACCGUACCGUACCGUACCGUACCGGCCGGCGAUGAUGGAGCUCCGGCCUCCGGCGCACCACGUACCACCUGUUGAAUUCUGUACUGCAUGCGUGUUAAUUUGACGGUUCACAGUAAAUAAGUCCCUUUUCCGGACCUUGCUAAUAAGCUGUGUUGCUUGUGUUUGUGUGAGUGAGACUGAGAAGAGGUGGUGGGGUGGGGCCGGCCGUGUGCGUCGAGGUGUUCCUGUACUUGCUUCAAUUUCUCUGGCGUGUGUAAUUGUGUUGAAUAAGUGGGAGCGACAUGAUGCGCCCUAGUCAGGCUCAUGUGUAUCCGUAGUUGAAUGCUUGUACUAUAUUUGAGUAUGACAUGUGAAUGCAGCACGAUUUUAUUAA
Sorghum bicolor (sorghum) is the source of this 1112-nucleotide messenger RNA. RefSeq names its product abscisic stress-ripening protein 2. Lineage: Eukaryota; Viridiplantae; Streptophyta; Magnoliopsida; Poales; Poaceae. The transcript is spliced from 2 exons. The coding region runs from base 336 to 740 and encodes 134 amino acids. The record is from RefSeq and is a predicted model, not a curated record.